GCUCCUCCCGGGGCCUCUCGCCCUCAGGACGGAGCAGCCCUGAGGCCGGCUCCCAGCCCUACGCUGAGAAACCCAGCAAGACCCUCAGCAAAGAUGCUUUUAGUUCAGCAGGUGUCUCACCUGGCCAGGUCAAAGUGCCAGCCUGGGGCAGCACCAGAGGGAACCAGACAGAGCGCUGGCUGCUGCAUCCAAAGCCUCCUGAAAUCAUCUCCCUCUCCUCAGACAAGAAGAAACGUGCCAAACCUUCUCUGGAAAACAGCACGGGGCUGAGGAAACACUUCUUGCAGUAUGGAGGGGUCCUGCCUCUGGAGAGCCCAGCUGAGGGCUCUUCUCCUGCCUCCUUUGACUUCAACCAGGCCAGCAGAAAGCAGGUGGAUCGCCGCCUGGCCGGGGCUGCCAACAGUGUCUCAGCUCCCUUCCCUCACACAGCAUCUUCCUAUCAAAAGGUGGUAUCCUUAGUGGAGGCUCCUCCUUUUCCAGACUCUGGAGCAGUGGAGUCAGAGGACUGGAACACACUGGAUCACUUCAACCGACCUGGAAAGAUAAUUCCCUAUAAAGGGAUCACCAAACCCUCCUGGGUGACCAAUCGCCAUCCAUCCAGCUCGCCCCACCACUUCAGUGUGCCCAGGGAAGAUGGUGAUAAGGAGAAGGCGUGUCUGAGCGAGUGCAGGAAAGAGAGAGAUGAAGUGGAAGCCUACUGCACCAGUGAGUUUGCAGUGAAUGGAAUUGUUUAUAACCUGGAAAGACUGGGGAAGGGAGUCCACCUGCUCACCCUCUUGGUGACCCGUGAUGGAUUGUACAAGAUGAGUCGGUUGUAUGUCACUCCUGAUGGCUUCUUCUCUCGAGUUCACAUCUUAGUUGUGGAUACUUUAAACUGCAGGAAACCGUGUCCAGACUUUAAACUUGGCAGCAGAUACAUUGUGAUGGGCUGGAUCUACCACAAGAGACGCCAGAUCCCAGCACAGCUCCUGCAGCUCCUGCGAGGGCGCCUGAGGCCGGGGGAUGGUUUGCUGAGGAGCAGCAGCAGCUACGUGAAGAGGUUCAACAGGAAAAGGAACUGCAAGGUGCAGGCAGCUCACACCAAAUGCAGAUAAGGCUCCAAGAAACCUCCACCAGCAGCAGAAUUCACCGGCCAGAAAGAACCUGGCCAUGGUUUAGCAACAGCAGGAGGUAGCUCUUACCUCUGUCUGAUGGGACACUUGGUUUUUGUGCUUUAGCAAACGUGGAAAUAAUCAUUUGACUUCAUACCUAUAUGUUUGGGAAAUUUAGCACAGAAGGAAAAUUAAGUGGCCAUGAAUCUGCUCCAGCUGUUUGCAGAGCCAGAGGUGAUUAUUGCCUGCCCUGCAGUAAUGUACCCCUCAUCUUCUGUAAUCAUUGUAAAGUCAAACUCUGUUCUAGGUACACAAGGAGUAAAUGCUUUCAAUCCCUUAACUCUGAACAAUCCAUAGGUGGUAUCAGAGCUUUAUCUAUAGCAAUGUCCAUUGUGCUCUCACACUAUUCUGCCUGAGGUAUUACAUGCACCUGAUUCAAAAGGAACCAACACAACUAAGGAUCAUUUGGAUUUUGAUAACCUCAAAUGUGUCCACCCUACUUUACAAAUUACAUCAUUCUCCAAUCAAGGGCUGGAUUUCCACAUGAAGCUUACAAAAGAGCUAUGGAGUUAUCUGAGUAAAUGAAUACACUGACUGAAAUCAAAUCAGGCAAAUGCACAACACAAAUGCCCAAUCAGGCUUACAAAUAACUGAGAGUUCAUGCCAAAGAAUGCAAAAUAAACAGGCACUUGCAUGCACUUUUUGUUUGCCUGGUUACACUGUCAGCUCCUUAAAAGCUCAGUCCUAGAACUGUGGACUGAAUGUCAUUUUCCCAUGAGGAAU
Messenger RNA from Calypte anna (Anna's hummingbird), 1874 nucleotides. RefSeq names its product chromosome 18 C17orf58 homolog (gene C18H17orf58). Bases 804 to 1094 code for a protein of 96 amino acids. The transcript has 5 exons. The record is from RefSeq and is a predicted model, not a curated record. Lineage: Eukaryota; Metazoa; Chordata; Aves; Apodiformes; Trochilidae.